Elephantulus edwardii (Cape elephant shrew) is the source of this 1476-nucleotide messenger RNA. It is a transcript of the gene TMCO6, whose product is annotated as transmembrane and coiled-coil domains 6. The record is from RefSeq and is a predicted model, not a curated record. The transcript has 12 exons. Gene Ontology annotation, molecular function: nuclear import signal receptor activity; protein binding. The coding region runs from base 1 to 1476 and encodes 491 amino acids. Lineage: Eukaryota; Metazoa; Chordata; Mammalia; Macroscelidea; Macroscelididae. Gene Ontology annotation, biological process: protein import into nucleus.
AUGUGGAGGCGACAGCAGGGCCGCUUCAGGCCCGUGUUUUGUGGGGUGGAAGAGCUGCGGCGCUGCAGGCGGGAGCAGGAAGCAGCACUGCGGAAGGCGCGGAGGGAGCAGCAGCUUAUCAGCAAGAGGCUGCUGCGAGAGGACAUCCCGGAGGAAGCCGGAGGGGUGGCUGCUGUCCUCGGGGAAGCCGAGAUCCAGCAGUUCCUGAGACAAGCCCAGCAAGGGACAGAGGAAAAGGAGAGAGAGAAAGCUCUAGUCCACCUUCGUCAAGGCCUGCAGCACCCUGAGACACAGCAGACUUUUAUCCGGUUGGAGGGCAGCAUGCGGACCCUCGUCGGGCUCCUGACCAGCAACCAGGCCCUGCUGCAGCUUGAAGCGGCUCGGUGUCUCCACGAACUCUCUCAUUCUGAACAGCCUGUAGUGGCUGAGGCCUGUCUGCCAGCCACCUCCUACCUCCUCACCUACCUCUCUGGUCACAGCUCAGAUUUCAUAGAGUUAUGUCUAUAUACGCUGGGUAAUCUGAUUGUGGGGAGUGAGGCUGUGAGAAGGCAACUUCUGCCACAGGGAAUAAUCCCAGCAUUGACUGCAUGCAUCCAGUCCCCCCAUGUGGCUGUGCUAGAAGCCCUUGGAUAUGCCUUGUCUCAGCUUCUGCAGGUGAAGGAAGCUCCAGAGAUGAUCAUUCCCUCCAUUCUGGCCUCUGCUCUUCCUCAACAUGUUCUGCGACUGUUGCAACCUAGUCCAAAGCUGAGCCCUGGGGUCGCUGUGGAGUUUGCCUGGUGCCUUCACUACAUCAUUUGCAGUCAGGUCAACAAUGCAUUGCUCAUUACCCAUGGAGCUCUGUCCACUCUGGGGCUGCUGCUGUUGGACUUAGCUGGAGCUGUCCAGAGUACUGAGGACACAGGACUGGAACUGCUCGCGUGCCCUGUGCUUCGUUGUCUCAGCAACUUGCUAACAGAGACAGCAGUGGAAGAUGUUGAAGGCCAGAUAGAGUUUGGAGAUGAGCGUAUUGUGGCAGCCCUAUUUAUCCUUUUGCAGUUCUUUCUCCAGAAACAGCCCAGCCUGCUUCCUGAGGGUCUGUGGCUCCUUAACAACCUCACUGCAAACAGCCCUAGUUUCUGUACCUCUCUGUUCUCCUUGGAUCUGAUUGAGCCUCUCUUGCAGCUGCUGCCAGUAUCUAAUAUGGUGAGCAUAUUGGUGCUCACAGUCCUGUGCAACAUUGCAGAGAAAGGCCCUGCUUACUGCCAGCAGCUGUGGCCGGGACCCCUGCUCCCCUCCUUGCUAGACAUACUGAACUCCUCUGACACUGAAGUAGUGGGCCAAAGUUUGGAGCUGCUGCAGCUACUGUUCAUUUAUCGGCCAGAGGCAGUCCAAGCCUUCCUGCAGCAUUCUGGGCUACAGGCUCUGGAAAGGCAUAAGGAGGAAGCCCAGCUCCAGGACCGUGUGCACGCUCUCCAAAAAACAGCUCUCCAUGGAUGA